Messenger RNA from Penicillium expansum, 1449 nucleotides. Its product is annotated as putative MFS transporter. Lineage: Eukaryota; Fungi; Ascomycota; Eurotiomycetes; Eurotiales; Aspergillaceae. Gene Ontology annotation, biological process: transmembrane transport. The transcript has 3 exons. The record is from RefSeq and is a predicted model, not a curated record. Bases 1 to 1449 code for a protein of 482 amino acids. Gene Ontology annotation, molecular function: transmembrane transporter activity.
AUGGGGUCUGAUCCCAUAGAAGUUGAGGUUGAGAAAGAGAAACCACAGGGAUGUGAUUUGCUCAUUGAUUUUGAACAUCCCAAUGACCCUCGAAUCCCCCAAAACUGGCCACUGGCCAAGAAAAUUCUUGUAGUCGUGAUUUUAUCCGUGUUCAAUCUCAUUGGAACAAUCAGCAGCAGCAUCAUGGGCCCUGCGCAGAAAAGAGUCGCUGAGCAAUUUGGGGCCAACCAUGAAGUAGCGAUUCUUUGCACUACCUUGUUUAUGGGGGGAUACAUCUUCGGGUUUCUCACAUUCGGCCCACUUUCAGAAAAGUUCGGCCGCAAAUGGCCUUUGAUUGGUGGCGUCGCAAUAUGCUCCCUUCUGGAACUUAUGCCUGCGCUUGGCACAAAUAUACAAACUAUUGUCAUUGGUCGUUUGUUUGCUGGGUUUUUUGGGGUAUCUCCAGUGGCUGUUAUGGGAGGCAUCACAAGCGACUGUUUUACGUUGGCCCACCGCAGUAUCGCCAUGCCUAUCGUGAUUUGCUUGUUCUUCUCUGGCCCGACAUUUGGACCGAUAGUUGGGAGUGCUAUCGUCGGAUCGUCACUGAGUUGGCGCUGGACUAUCUGGGUAAUGUUAAUUUGUGGGUUGGGAGUUUGCGCUAUAGCAGCCUUUGUCUUUCCAGAGACCUAUCCCCCCGCCAUUCUUCGAAAGGAAGCCCAAUUAUUGCGCAAAAAAUAUAAAAACCCUGCCAUCCGCUCAGCACUGGAAAAGGAAACCUCCGGAAUUCAUGAAUUUGCACGGGUAUAUCUCCUGCGGCCUUUCUGGCUCUUCGCUACUCAGCCUAUCCUGGCCCUUUUGACCAUUUAUCACUCGUUUCUCUACGGAGUUCUUUUCCUCUUCUAUCAGGCUUAUCCCUAUUACUUCGGAGAGAUCCGUGGUUGGAAUACCAGUGUCGACACUCUGCCUCUUCUUGGGAUAAUCACUGGGGUUUUCAUUGGCACUUUGGGGAUUAUAAUUUAUAACCAGGCCUACUUCAGACACCACUGCUAUACUUCCGAUGGAACUUUCAUUCCAGAAGCCCGGCUACCACCAAUGAUACUUGGCGGAGUGCUCAUCCCUAUUGGGAUAUUCUGGUUUGCUUGGACAGCACAACCAAACGUCCCAUGGCCAAGUCCUCUCUGUGCAGGCCUUUUCAUGGGGUGUGGUAUGUACUUGCUCUUCAUUCAAGGUUUUAUUUAUAUUGUGGAUUGUUAUACAUCAAUGGCGAACAGUGCAAUGGGAAUCAACGGGUCAAUGCGCAGCGUAUUUGGGGCUGUCUUUCCUCUUUUUGCCACCCAGAUGUUUGAGAAGCUUGGUGUCCCCUAUGCGACAACAAUUCUGGGUGCUGUGAGUGUCUGUCUGAUUCCAGUUCCUGUUUGCUUUUGGUACUGGGGAGGUCGCAUCCGAGCCUGGUCCUCUACCAAAGUAUAA